Naegleria fowleri is the source of this 486-nucleotide messenger RNA. RefSeq lists its product as uncharacterized. The transcript has a single exon. The record is from RefSeq and is a predicted model, not a curated record. Bases 1 to 486 code for a protein of 161 amino acids. NCBI's taxonomy places the organism in Eukaryota, Heterolobosea, Eutetramitea, Acrasida, Naegleriidae.
AUGCAAGAACAACAACAACACUCCUAUGUCGAUACAAAAGUAGAUCAAAUCUUUACAGGAGGCAGUUUUGUACGAGUUCACUUCAAAAAUUGUGCUUUCUGUUCUCCGACAAGCUUGGUCGAAUGUUUCCUCGAAAAUUGUUCCAUCUGUGAUGGUUUUAAUGUGAAUUGCAAAUUUGUGGCAUGUGUUUUAUCCAAUUUGAAUUUAAAUCACUGCACUCUUGAAAGAUGUUCAGUUUCCACGGUGACUUGUUCAUCCUCGCAACUCAAAGAUUGCACCACUUCUGGAGGAUUGUUUGCAUCGUCUGAUUUUUCUGGUUGCACCAUGGUCCAUUCGAUUUGUUCGUUUUGUUAUAUGGAUCCACAUACGAGAGCGAAUAUUGCAUGCACGAUUAAUGAUCCUCGUUUUGAACCAAUGUCUCUUGCCAUCAAGGCAAAUUCUGAUGAGCAUUCCGAAACAAACAAUCAAGAACCCAGAUUAAAGUGA